This is a messenger RNA of Triticum aestivum (bread wheat), 3275 nucleotides long. RefSeq names its product probable LRR receptor-like serine/threonine-protein kinase At3g47570. The record is from RefSeq and is a predicted model, not a curated record. Gene Ontology annotation, molecular function: protein binding; ATP binding; protein kinase activity. The transcript has 2 exons. Gene Ontology annotation, biological process: protein phosphorylation. NCBI's taxonomy places the organism in Eukaryota, Viridiplantae, Streptophyta, Magnoliopsida, Poales, Poaceae. The coding region runs from base 17 to 3115 and encodes 1032 amino acids.
CCUGUAAACAACAACGAUGGCAUUUUCUGCUGUCUUGUGUCCAGGCUUUGUUUGGUUUCUAUACCUCUUUACCUUCCUUUGCAGCCUACCACUAGCCAUCUGCAAUGAAACUGAAAAUGAUAGACAAGCUCUCCUCUGCUUCAAGUCCCGGUUCUCGGGUCCAGCAGGAGUUUUAGCUUCAUGGAGCAACACGUCCCUGGAAGUUUGCGACUGGCAUGGGAUCACGUGCAGCACGGUGUCCCCUCAUCGUGUGAUUGAGCUGCACCUGGAGUCAGAAGGCAUCUCAGGCCCCAUAGCGCCUUGCCUUGCCAACCUGACCUCUCUUGCAAGGCUUCACCUGUCAAACAAUAGCUUCAAUGGGGGCAUACCGUCGGAGCUUGGCCUCCUGAGCCAGCUCCAUGACCUCAACCUCAGCAUGAACACUUUGGAAGGUAACAUACCACCGUCUUUGGGCAGCAGCCGUUCUCUUACAUAUGUCGAUCUUGGGGUGAAUGCUCUGACAGGGGUCAUCCCGGAGUCCCUAGCAAAUAGUUCGUCCCUCCAAGUACUUUGGCUCAUGAGCAAUAGGCUUAGUGGAAAACUACCAAAAGCUCUCUUCAACACAUCAUCUCUUCUUGACAUUUCCCUCCAAAAGAACAACCUUGUUGGCUCUAUACCUGUUGUUACUGCCACCUCCCCGCCUAUUCAAUACCUCGAUUUAAGGUAUAAUCAUAUCUCAGGAAAAAUACCUUCCUCGCUAGGGAACCUUUCCUCCCUCAUCGAACUUCGUCUUACAGAAAAUAAUUUAGUAGGGCGUAUACCAGACAGCUUAGGUCAUAUCUCAACACUGGAGAUACUGACCUUAAAUGUGAAUAACUUGUCUGGGACAGUUCCACCAUCUCUCUUCAAUAUGUCAUCACUGACAUUUCUUGGAGUAGCAAACAACUCGCUUGUUGGAAGGUUACCCUCCAAUAUUGGCUACACACUCCCGAGAAUUCAGGCAUUAGUCCUCUCAACAAACAUGUUUGAUGGCCCAAUCCCAGCUUCUCUUCCCAAAGCUUACAACCUUCGUCAGCUUUACCUGUAUAAUAACAGCCUAACUGGGCUUAUACCCUUCUUUGGGUCAUUGCCAAAUUUGGAGGAACUUGAUUUGUCGUACAACAAGCUAGAAGCAGGAAACUGGGAAUUUGUCUCUUCACUCACAAAUUGUACCAGGUUGACUAUGCUGAUGUUAGUUGGGAACAAUCUUCAAGGCGAAAUGCCAAGUUCGAUAGGCAAUCUUUCUGAUAGUCUCGAGUGGCUGUGGCUAAGGGAAAACCAAAUUUCUGGGCCUAUACCACCGGAGAUUGGAAAUCUUAAGAGCCUCAGCAGGUUGUACAUGGAUUACAAUCUUAUCACUGGAAAUAUACCACCAACAAUUGGCAAUUUGCACAGCUUGGUCCAUCUAUCCUUUGCACAAAACAGACUUUCAGGGCAAAUCCCGGAUACCAUUGGUAAUUUGGUUCAGCUAAAAUCUCUGAAGUUGGAUAGGAACAACAUUAGCGGAAGAAUACCUGAAAGUAUAGGACGUUGUACUCAACUCCAAAUACUCAACCUUGCUCACAACUCACUAGAUGGGAAUAUACCAAGUGAAAUCUUCAAAAUUUCUUCGCUUUCUGAAGAGUUGGACUUGUCACACAAUUACCUAUCUGGGGGAGUACCAGUGGAAGUUGGCAAUCUCAUUAAUGUGAAUAAAAUUAGCAUAUCAGAUAACAGGUUGUCUGGCAACAUCCCAUCCACUCUUGGCCAGUGUGUGGUUCUAGAGUACUUGGAUAUUUCUCAUAACAAUUUGUCUGGAAAGAUUCCACAGUUCCUCACAUCCUUAAGUUCCCUGCAAAAUCUCAACUUAUCCUUCAACAAUUUUGAUGGGGCGGUUCCAACAGGUGGUAUUUUUUACAAUGCUAGUGGAGUGUCGAUUGAAGGAAAUGAUGAUUUGUGUACCAGCAUUCCAACAGGAGGUAUACCUCUUUGUUCCACACUAGUUGAAAAGAAAGGAAAACAAAAUUCAUCGGCUCUAGUCCUACGGAUAGCAGUUCCAACAGUUGCUGUUGUUAUAUUAAUUUUGUCAUGUCUUGCAACAAUAUACUGGAGGAAGAGGAUGCAAGAAAAUCCACAUUUGCAGGAAUUUGAUGAGCAUAUGAAGAAGAUAUCAUAUGAAGACAUUGUAAGGUCAACAAAUAGGUUUUCUCCAGCUAACCUAAUUGGAUCAGGAUCAUUUGGAGUGGUUUACAAGGGCAGUUUGAAGCUUCAGAAAGAUCAAGUUGCCAUCAAGAUUUUCAACCUUAACAAUUAUGGAGCAAAUAGGAGUUUUAUUGCAGAGUGUGAAGCCCUGCGAAAUGUCCGUCAUCGAAAUCUUGUAAAGAUCAUCACAUCAUGUUCUUCUGUGGAUUCUACUGGGGCAGAUUUCAAGGCCCUAGUGUUCCAAUACAUGCCGAAUGGGAACCUAGAAAUGUGGCUACAUCCUGAAGACCUUGAACAUGGUGAGAGACAUAUCCUGACUUUAAGACAAAGGAUAAAUAUUGGCUUGGAUGUAGCAUUUGCUUUGGAUUAUCUUCAUAACCAAUGUGCAUCUCCAUUGAUACAUUGUGACCUAAAGCCAAGCAAUAUUCUUUUGGAUCUUGACAUGGUUGCGUAUGUCACCGACUUUGGCCUGUCAAGGUUUGUAUUCACCGCGUCAAAUGCAUACAAAGAUAGUUCAACAAGUCUGGCCUGCCUAAAAGGAUCCAUCGGAUACAUCCCACCAGAGUAUGGCAUGAGCGAAGAGAUAUCAACCAAGGGUGAUGUCUACAGUUUUGGGGUGCUUCUGUUACAAAUGAUAACAGGGCGAAGUCCAACUGACGGAAAGUUCAGCGAUGGUGCAAGCCUUCACGAAUUUGUUCGUAGAGCAUUUCCAGAUAAUAUAUGUGAGAUUGUUGAUCCAACAAUGCUACAACAUGACAGCAACGCACCGGAAGUGAUGAAGAACUGUGUCAUUCCAAUGGUUAAAAUAGGCCUCUCCUGCUCCAUGACAUCGCCCAAAGAACGGCCGGACAUGGGACAUGUUUCUGCCGAGAUCCUUAGAAUCAAGCAUCUGGCCUCACACAUGGAUGUCAGAUGAAGCAAAGGAUCUGCAGGAUUGUAGCUAACGACAUGAAUUCAUGUCAAAAAGAAUGAUGGUGCAAUAUCUUAUAUAUGACUUUUCCAUUUGUUAGUUCAAGUUAGUGAUACUUGCAGACUGUACCCUUCUCUUUUGCCAUAGCAUUUCUGUUCACAUUGUU